Echinops telfairi (small Madagascar hedgehog) is the source of this 1784-nucleotide messenger RNA. It is a transcript of the gene NMT1, whose product is annotated as N-myristoyltransferase 1. Gene Ontology annotation, biological process: N-terminal peptidyl-glycine N-myristoylation. Gene Ontology annotation, cellular component: cytoplasm. Gene Ontology annotation, molecular function: glycylpeptide N-tetradecanoyltransferase activity. The record is from RefSeq and is a predicted model, not a curated record. Bases 27 to 1454 code for a protein of 475 amino acids. The transcript is spliced from 12 exons. NCBI's taxonomy places the organism in Eukaryota, Metazoa, Chordata, Mammalia, Afrosoricida, Tenrecidae.
GGAGAGCCGGGCGCUCGCAGCUCAAGAUGGCGGACGAGAGUGAGACAGCAGGGAAGCCGCCGGCACCUCCGCUGCCACAGCUGAUGGAAGGCAACGGGAACGGCCACGAACACUGCAGCGACUGCGAGAACGAGGAGGACAGCAGCUACAACCGAGGUGGUUUGAGUCCAGCUAAUGACACCGGAGCCAAAAAGAAGAAAAGGAAACAGAAGAAGAAGAAAGAAAAAGGCAAUGAGCUGGACUCAGCCCUGGACCAGCCUGUGAAGGAGAAGCAGGAGCACAGGAAAGCCCACUGCAGCACUGCUUGUAAAACAACAACAAAACAAGCUCACUGCCCUCCAGUUGGUGCCGACUCGGUGGGAGUCGAAGGUGGCCGGACGCCUUUCUGUGGGUGCUGCUUCGUGGCUCCUCGCGCAGCAGAGGCGGUGACGGCUGCAGUCCCUCCUAAGUGCCUUCUUUCCGUCCAGCUGAAAGAGCUGUACACCCUCCUGAAUGAGAACUACGUGGAAGAUGAUGACAACAUGUUCCGAUUUGAUUACUCCCCAGAAUUUCUUUUGUGGGCCCUCCGGCCACCGGGCUGGCUUCCCCAGUGGCACUGUGGCGUUCGAGUGGUCUCAAGCCGAAAGUUGGUUGGGUUCAUCAGCGCCAUCCCAGCAAACAUCCACAUCUAUGACACGGAGAAGAAGAUGGUGGAGAUUAACUUCCUGUGUGUCCACAAGAAGCUGCGCUCCAAAAGGGUGGCUCCUGUCCUGAUCCGAGAGAUUACCCGACGGGUUCAUCUGGAGGGCAUUUUCCAAGCUGUGUACACGGCCGGGGUGGUACUCCCGAAGCCUGUGGGCACCUGCAGGUACUGGCACAGGUCCCUAAACCCUCGGAAGCUGAUUGAAGUCAAGUUUUCCCACCUGAGCAGAAACAUGACCAUGCAGCGCACCAUGAAGCUCUACCGGCUGCCAGAGGUGCCCAAGACAGCUGGCUUGCGAGCCAUGGGGAAGAAGGACGUCCCGGCAGUGCACCGGCUCCUCACCAGGUACUUGGAGCAGUUCCACCUCACGCCGGUCAUGAGCCAGGAGGAGGUGGAGCACUGGUUCUCCCCGCAGGAGAACAUCAUCGACACCUUUGUGGUGGAGAACGCCAAUGGUGAGGUGACGGACUUCCUCAGCUUUUAUACCCUGCCCUCCACCAUCAUGAACCAUCCGACCCACAAGAGCCUAAAAGCUGCUUAUUCUUUCUACAAUGUCCACACCCAGACCCCUCUUCUAGACCUCAUGAGCGACGCCCUUGUUCUCGCCAAAAUGAAGGGCUUUGACGUCUUCAAUGCGCUGGAUCUCAUGGAGAACAAAGCCUUCCUGGAGAAGCUCAAGUUCGGCAUCGGGGACGGCAACCUGCAGUAUUACCUUUACAACUGGAAGUGCCCCAGCAUGGGGGCAGAGAAGGUUGGGCUAGUGCUGCAGUAGCCAGCUGCCCGAGACGUUCUGGAUAAAGCCACUGAGAGUUCAAAGCGAGGAAUGGAACCCCACUUGUUGGUCCGAUUUUCACAACCGUGAGAAUCCCUGGCCGAGGGAACAGAACUGCACCGGCUUUACCAACCUGCCACUGAGUCUGACCAUUGUAUUGCCGUGGCAUGGGCGGCAUGACGUCACCUCUGGCUGUGCCGCUGGUCUCUCUUGUUUUCCAAUUAAUCACAUCUCCUGCAGCCGCGGUCACGGGAAUGUACUGCUGAAAGCUAGCUUGUGAUUGGCAUAUUAUGGAGCUAACGGGUGAAUAAUAAAAGUAUAUAUAUAUAU